Molecule: messenger RNA, 1337 nt
Organism: Corvus hawaiiensis (hawaiian crow)
Lineage: Eukaryota; Metazoa; Chordata; Aves; Passeriformes; Corvidae
Product: serine/threonine-protein kinase SBK1-like
Biological process (GO): peptidyl-serine phosphorylation; peptidyl-threonine phosphorylation
Molecular function (GO): ATP binding; protein serine/threonine kinase activity
Source: RefSeq, a predicted model, not a curated record
CUCUGUCCCUCUGUCCCUCUGUCCCUCUGGCCCUCUGGCCCCCCCGCCUGGCGCUGCCCCCCCGGCCGUGCCCAUCUUUGGCCGUGUCCCCACGUGGCGCCGCGCGCAGGUGGCACCGGCCGGGAAACUCUGAGUCACAGCCGGGGGCCAGCGGGGGCACCGCGGGGGCACCUGGGGCAACCGCGGGCACCCGGGGGCAACUGGAGACACCUGCGGGCACCUGGAGACAGCUGCGGGCACUCGGGGGCACCUGCGGGCACCUGCGGGCACCUGGGGACAGCUGCGGGCAACUGAGGGCACCCGGGGGCAGCGACAGCGGCUGCCACAGAGGCCAAUGGAGGCGCCGCCGGAGGCCGCUGCCGAGGAGGAGGAGGAGGAUGAAGAUGAGGAUGAGGAGUCGGUGGCGCGCGCCCAGGAGCGGCUGCUGCGGGGCGCUGAUGGAGCGCGCGGGCCGGGAGCUGCCCCGGCGGGAGCUGGAGCGCGACUGGGCCGUACUGGGAGAACUGGGCAGCGGCUCCUACGGCCGCGUGGUGCUGGCAGAGCCCCGGCACGGGGGUGCGCGGGGUGGCGCUGAAGCUGCUGCGCAAGGAGCGCACGCCCAGGUGCGGCUUCCUGCGGGAGUUCUGCACGCAGCGUGCCUGCAGGGGGCGCUCUGCUGCCUGCAGGUGCUGCCGCUCGCCUUCGAGACGGGCACCGAGUUCGGCUUCGCCCAGGAGCUGGCACCGGCGGGGGACCUGUGCGGGCUGCUCACACCUGGGGUGGGCCUCCCGGAGCCGCAGGUGAAGCGCUGCGCCGCGCAGGUGUCGGCAGCCCUGGGCUACCUGCACGGCCACGCCCUGGUGCACCGCGACCUGAAGCUGGACAACGUGCUGGCCUUCGACCGCGAGUGCCACCUGGUCAAACUGGGCGACUUCGGCCUGACGCGGGUGCUGGGCUGCCAGGUGUGCCCGGCCUCGAGCCCCGCGCCCUACGCCGCACCUGAGCUGUGGCACCUGCGCGGGGCCGGGGCGCGGCUGCGGUUGGAGCCCGCGCUGGACACCUGGGCCUUCGGCGUCCUCCUGUUCGCGCUGCUCACCGGCACCUUCCCCUGGGCCUCACCUGCGCCCUCCGACCCCGCCUUCCGCCGCUUCCGCGCCUGGCACGGCCGCACCUGCGCAGGUGAGGCCCCGGCGGUGCCGCCGCCGCGCACCUGGAGGGCUCUGGGGGAGGCGGCGCGGGGGCUCCUGCGGGGGCUGCUGCACCCCGAGCCCGGCCGGCGCUGCCCACCUGGGGAGGUGCUCAGGUACCUGGGCAGGCCGUGGGGGGGGCGGGGCGGGCAGGUGAGGCUGGCGGGGGAG